Molecule: messenger RNA, 993 nt
Organism: Hyla sarda
Lineage: Eukaryota; Metazoa; Chordata; Amphibia; Anura; Hylidae
Exons: 4
Coding region: 1-798 (265 amino acids)
Source: RefSeq, a predicted model, not a curated record
AUGCUGAACCAAUCAGCCCUGAACUGCAGUCCGACGUGCGACCCCCAGCCCCCCAACCUGGAAGAGGAUGGAGUAGCAAUACUGGAGGCACCGGGAGCCGCCUGCCCCAGAGUCCCGGGCCGUGACCGCUGUGUGUCUGGUGGCCGCUCCCGGGAGCUGAGCGGCGUCUCCCAGAGCCGCGGACCGACCGAGCACCCGAGCACCGCCAAGCCGCCCGCCGCCGCCUCCAGCCGCCUUCCUACCAGGCAGCCGCCGCCUCUGCUCCUCCUUCCCCCUCCUCCUCUUUUUCUUCUUCUUCCACCACUGCGGCCCCCACUGCUGCCGCCACGGGUCCCGGGCUCCGGGAGCGAUCGUGACGCAGCACCGGCUACUAGUUACUGGGCGAGGGGGGAAAGAGCAGAGCACAGGCCGAACACUGAGGCCGCCGCUAGGCCUGCCGGGAAACGCAGCUCGCGAGGGCAAGCGCCUCAGCAGCCAGGCUACAGCCUCCGGUCCGAGAGCGGCCACUGCGCAUGCGUCCUGUCAGCCGCAAGGCCCGACGGGAAGGGACAAAUAUUUAGGAAGCUGCACCAGUCUACAAAGCGGGGAGGUCUGGAGCUCAGCUGGGGGACAGUAGUGAGGAGCAGAGAUCUCCAGUUACUGUUCCUGCUCCUGUUUCUGACUCCUCUGAUGUCUUCGCUGUCAAAGAGAUCCUUGCUUCCAAGAUCGUCCGAGGCACCAUUACCUGUUACAGUAAGUCAAUAUGCCAUCCUGCAUUGUGCAGGGCUGUACAUACUCCUGGUACAAGAAAGAUCCUAAUAUAAUUUUACAUAGUUUUCCAAGAGACCUUAACACAAUAAAGACCUGGCUUUUACAAACCAAGCAAGAUUUUGGAAACAUAGAUGAUUUUUUCACAACGUGUUCUGGAGGGAACCAAAAUUGGAGUAUAUCAUAUAUGCUCCCAGCAUUUUACUGCAGGAAUCUCUGAAUUUUUUAUGAAAAACAUAAAAAAAA